Zophobas morio is the source of this 2275-nucleotide messenger RNA. Its product is annotated as dynein regulatory complex subunit 5-like. NCBI's taxonomy places the organism in Eukaryota, Metazoa, Arthropoda, Insecta, Coleoptera, Tenebrionidae. The record is from RefSeq and is a predicted model, not a curated record. The coding region runs from base 581 to 2110 and encodes 509 amino acids. Gene Ontology annotation, molecular function: protein binding. The transcript has 10 exons.
CUACGAUCCUGAAGGCGUCCGGCGCUUAUUUAUAUUAUAACGAGUUUGUCAAAUCAUCUCCGCGUAUCAUCAAAUAGUUCUGUGCGAUUACAUUUUAGCAGUCGGUUUUUCUCAGUACCGCAAAGUUCAGAAUAAUUUGUGAUUUCCAUCAGCGUCCACACAUUGACGUUAUCCAUUAAUCGAGAAAUUUCAUUAAUUCAAAUGAAGUUUGACAACCUUUCGGAUUAUUAUUACAGGACUUUUAAAAGGAUGAAAUAAGAAUUCUCUGAAACACGACCGUCAUUAGGACAAGGUGAAGCUUACUGUGUAGAGGACAAUACCAAGAAACCCACACCUUAACCUUCCACUCUUAAAAAUUUCAAUUGGGCAAUAAGUUAAGAUGUGAUUCGACUAGUAGCUACUGAAAUAAUUUACUUUCUGGGUAGUGCCACAACGAGACUCCUGAAUUGUAAUCGAUUGAUCGGUAUCGCACGAAUUUAUUACGUGUUUUCAUACAGAAGUUACUUCAACUCCACAACAAUAGGAUGUACAUCAUUCAUUUGUUUGGUCGAUGCAUAGGUAAGAAGUCACCGUCGGCAAAAUGCGUAUUCCGAUUACGAUAAAUAAAAAUACACUAAAAACGUACAACGAUUAUGACACUAAUAAAAAAAUAAUUAACACACUGCAAAGUAAUAAUCUCGAAGAGUGGGAUAAGGAAAUUCCGAAAAAUUUGCAGGAAAUAUGUUUAGAAACAAUAGCUAAAAACUGGGAAGCAAAACCACUUCUUGAUGAAAUUCCGUUGACCAUCGAUCAAUGCCUUUUACUAGAUAUUUUACCAACGGAAUUACCCCUCGGGUUAACUAUUCCAAAAAUAAACGACGAUAUUUACUGGAAACGAUGUUAUCUACAAAGAUGGCCUAAACUGAUACCCGAAAACGUGUCUCUGGAUAUCCAAAUAAGUGAAAUAGUUAAAGUUAAUAAUGGUAGUAGAAAAAGUAGCACCACCAAUAGCGCUAGCAGCCAAAGAUCGCGAAAGUCUAGUCAAGAACAACAAAAAUCCAAUAAAAGAACGUGGAAAGAAUGUUUUCUCGAAAUGCAUCUCCGCGAAUACCUGGAGAAGCUAAAACCUGAAGAUUACGACGCUGAAAAAAUAAAAGAGCUGUCUGACUUGUGCGGAAUAUAUGUAAAAAUUUUGGAACUGCGGGAAUUACAGUCCUCAGAAAAUUCCCCUAGUCGUAUUCCUUUGAACGCAAUUGUAACGGGACUUGAAAAUUUGACCGAACUGUCUAUUUGCUUUAAACAGACAUAUGUAGGAGAAAAAUUUUCGUGGAACAUUUUGAAAAUAACACUGCAAGAUAUAAAACUGCUUGCGAAGGGUUUGGAAAAAAUUCAUCUUAAAAUAUUUAGACUAAGAAACUCCGAUAUAGACGACGAAAAAAUGAUCAGGAUAUUAAAAUCAUUACUGAAGCAUGACGAACUUCACACUCUCGACUUUUCUCACUGCAAAAUUUCUGACGAAGGUGGUGUAGCUUUAAGUAAAUUUUGUUUACUUAACUCAGUAAAUACUUUAGUUUUAGCAAAUAAUCAGAUAGGGACGAAGGGAAUGGAAGCUUUAUCUUACGUUAUUUGCCAAAGUGCUUGUCGUCUGUCGACUCUGGACCUCAAACUAAAUCCAAUUGGAAACGAAGGUGCCAAUCAUUUAAUGAAACCGUUAACGAUUGGAGUAAGGAAUAUUAAAAAUUUAUAUUUAAGUGGCUGUGGAAUUAGGCAUCUUCCUUCCUUGGGUGAAAUGAUUGAACAUAAUUCUAGUCUAGAGCAGCUAAAUCUUAGUAAUAAUUCGCUAGGAGAGGAAAUGGGGAAAAUUCUUUUACAAGGUCUAAGGUACAAUACAUCACUGACGAAAUUGGACGUCCGAAUGUGUAAACUCUUGUCUAUGGACGAAUUCGAAAUUCUUCGACGAAUUAAUAAUAACAAAUUAGCGAAGAGAUGUCCAAGAACUAUGAAAAAACCUAUAAUCAUCGAACCGCAGUAUAAUUUCUACAUUUCAGAAGAGUUAUUAAAUGAAAUUGAGAGCGCUUUUGAAAAAAUCGACGAAAAUGAAGAGGCAGUGGACGAAGUCGAACAGACGUAAACAAAGAAAAACGAAAUAAUAGACCACAAACGCCAUCGUUUUUUAUUUUUUGAAUUAUGAAGUGCUUUAAUAGUUAAUAAAACUCAUUUACUGAAAGGUUUUACAUAAUUAAAAAAAACAUUCACUAGUAAGGCAGUCAAAUGUGUCUUGUAACCUUUAAAGUAA